This is a messenger RNA of Fragaria vesca subsp. vesca, 1108 nucleotides long. RefSeq lists its product as uncharacterized. Gene Ontology annotation, cellular component: plasma membrane. The record is from RefSeq and is a predicted model, not a curated record. Bases 85 to 972 code for a protein of 295 amino acids. NCBI's taxonomy places the organism in Eukaryota, Viridiplantae, Streptophyta, Magnoliopsida, Rosales, Rosaceae. The transcript has a single exon.
AUUGAAGAAGAAACAAGUUUACUUUGUCUCCUGAGGUAGUGAGGUCUGAUCUUUGCAUAUUUAUAGCGAGAUUUAAGAAUACCGAUGGCUGAUCAUCAAAAAAUUCAUCCUGCGGUGGAUCUGGAGGCACCACCAACUCCCACAGCGCCGCCUAUGGUGCCUCAUGGACACCGGCCUUCUUCAACGAUUCCACAAGAGAUGAAUGAGAAAUGUCCGGGUACUACUCCAGUUGCUUCUUCAACAAUUCCACGAGAGAUGAAUAAGAAAGGUCCAAGUACUACUCCAGUUGAUCAGCAGCGCCACCUUCCAUUAGGUUCACGAUCAUCACACGUAGCACAUACCAUUCCGGUAAUCCCUGCAGAGCCAAAGCAACCAGAAAAGAGGAGCUCUUCAUCUACUUGUUGCAGAUGUAUUUGUUGGGCACUGAGCAUCCUUCUCCUUGUAUUGAUCAUAAUAGGAGCCACUGCUGGAAUACUUUAUCUCAUCUUCCGCCCAAAACUUCCAAGUUACUCUGUCAAUAGCUUGAAGAUAAGCGACUUAAGGCUCAAUUUGGACAUGAGCCUAUAUGCAAAAUUCGACGUCAAGAUAACAGCUGAGAACCCAAACAAGAAGAUUGGGAUUUACUAUGAGCAGGGUGGCCAGUUGAGUGUGUGGUAUACAAACAUGAGGCUUUGUGAAGGGGCACUGCCAAAGUUUUACCAAGGUCACCAGAACAAAACAGUACUCAAUGUGGCCUUGACAGGCCAAAACCAAUAUGGAAGCACACUGAUGAAUGCACUGCAACAGCAACAACAAACUGGAAGCAUCCCCUUAGAUCUCAAGGUUAAUGCACCAGUAGCAAUUGAAUUGGGGACAUUAAAGCUCAGGAAGGUCAGGAUAUUGGGGAAGUGUUUGUUGGUUGUGGAUAGCCUCACUACUAAUAAUUUCAUUAGCAUAAAAGCUGAUAAUUGUAGAUUUAGAUUGAAGCUUUGAGAUAAUUUAGCAGAACUGCAUCUUCAAUUUUGGGGGUUGGGAUAGGGAGCUAUUUCACUUUUCCUUCAUUGUAUUUUUCAUCUACUUACUGAUGGCAUGUUUGAUUAUUUAAAAUUUAUGCAAUUCAUUUUUACUC